AUUAGGAUGGAUAUACGGCGGGUGUUUUGUUUGCUUUGUAUAUUCGCAGUGACUGUCUGUGGUCAGCGGUUUAAAUACGACCGGUACAGUUCGUCUCUAGACGAAUUGAAAAACUUUGCUGAACUAGCAGCCAAUGAGAGGAGUUUCACCACGUUUAGACUACCGAACACGUCCUAUCCAACGCAGUACACCCUCUAUCUGGAUACUAACGUUCAUUUGGGUGAUUUCCAGUACAGCGGAAAAGUGCAGAUACAGAUCAGCACCACACAGGACAUCAAACAAAUUGUGCUGCACAGCUCUGGGAUUGAAAUAGACAAACUGCAGCUCUUAAACAGCAAUCAGCUGAAUCAGCCCCUGGCUGGCUUCACUUUUGAUGAAGAGAAGGAGUUUUUGGUUAUCAACACAUUAGCUACACUGCCGGCGAACACCCGCUAUGAAUUAGUUAUUGAGUUCCGCAACCAACUAGGCACCGAGUUAACCGGUUUCUAUCGAUCUUCAUACCUGGCAGAAGACGGUACCAUCAGAUACAUCGCUGUGACCCAAUUCGAAGCGACAUUCGCGAGAAAAGCUUUCCCGUGUUAUGACGAGCCAUGGAUUCGGACCACCUUCGAAAUCAGCAUCAGCUCCGGGCAGCUUUACAAGGCCACUUCCAACAUGCCGAUCGCUGGAAUUACCAUUCAGACGGGGCAGAAGAAGCUAACCCGCUUCCAAGUGACACCACAGAUGCCCACCUAUUUAGUAGCGUUCAUGGUCACCGAUUUCACCAGCAAACGUGUAAUUCUGAGGGAACCUACCCAACUUACAAUGGAGAUCAUCGCCCGACCAACCGCCAGAGACAAACUGGAUCUAGCUCUCGAUAAAGGCGUCGAAGUUAUUCGCGCGAUCGAAGAGUACUUCGAUCGAACUUAUGAUCUGCCAAAACUAGACCAGGCGGCCAUACCGGACUUCAUGUUCGGUGGCAUGGAAAACUGGGGCUUGGUAAAGUACGCCGAACGGUACUUGUUGUUCGACAGCCUGACGAGCAGCAACCUGGACAAAGAGUGGCUUGUGUCGCUCAUAACCCAUGAAUUCGUUCACCAGUUUUUCGGAAACCUCGUCACGCCGAAAUGGUGGACCGACCUUUUCCUGAGCGAAGGUAUCGCCACCCUGUACGAGUAUUACAUCAGCGCUGAAAUUGAACCCAACAUCCGCUUCAAAGAGCUGAUCGCCGUGGAAGCGGUCCAGUUUGCGCUGUACCUGGAUACCUCGGACUCGGUGAGACCGCUGUCGCACUACGUGGAAACCGAUUUGAUGACAUAUUUCGACACAAUCGCUUACCAGAAGGGGGGGAGCGUUUUUCGCAUGAUGAAUCACGCGCUAGGCGAGCGCACCUUCCAGAAGGGUCUGCAGCGUUAUCUGGCCGUCAACUCCAACACAGCGGUGGAUCCUAACGACCUAUUCGAGAGCCUACAAUAUGUCGCUCAAGAGGAGGCUGUCAUAUCAGCGAGUACCACGGUCGGUAACAUCAUGAGUGCCUGGGUUUACGAGCGCGGCUAUCCGCUGAUCACCGUCACGAGCACCCCAGACAGCAACGAGUUCGUAUUUAGACAGCAGCACUUCUCGACUGACAUUCCCGACAACCGCACAUGGUAUGUUCCAAUCAGUUACCGCAUUGGCGGCGAGACCGUUCGCGAGGAGACCGAAACUCGAUUCUGGAUACCACAGGGAACGUCCCAAGUGACCAUUGAAUUGGACAUUCCGAACGGUGAAUAUCUUCUGGUGAAUCCUCAACAAACCGGAUACUACCGCGUCAACUACGAUGCAGCUCUGUGGGAAAAACUGAUCAACAAAUUAAAAACCGAUCUAGAAGACAUCCCUGCGGUAUCCCGCUCGCAGCUGAUCGAUGAUUCGCUGAAGUUGGCCCUAGGCGGACAUCUGCAAGUAGAAACACCAUUCGAGUUAAUAAAGUAUUUGGAGAGUGAAUCUGAUUACAUACCUUGGUACAUUUUGGCAUCGGAAAACCUGCAGUACAUCAACAAGGCAUUGAUAGUCGAUGAAGCUGCGAGUAGCGCUCUGAAGGCCUUCGUAAGCUCUUUGAUGGAGCAUCUUUUCCUCGGAUUAGGCUUCGAAGAAGACACGAAUGAGCCCCAUGAACAUCAACGGCUCCGAGCAAUGGCGAUUGAAUGGAGUUGCCGCAUGGGUUCCAGCAGCUGCAGAGUUGGCGCCAAUCAACGAAUGAUGGACGAUCUGGAAGGAUCUCUAGUUCUACCUUCCUACAUCAAACAUAGUAUCUACUGUGGAGGCUUGAUGGAUGCUUCCGAAGAUGAAUUUGUUGCCGUCUUCAAUGCCUAUCAAAGUUCUACAGACCCAACCGAACGACUCCGGUACAUUUCUGACCUGGGAUGUAACGAGGACAAACUGAUUUUGGUUGACUACCUCACUAAGAUUCAUGAUCCUGGCCUAGAAACUACGGUUUAUCAGUCCGAACAACUGCCGAUUGUAAGGUCAGUUUACUCCAGAACAAACGUUGGAUAUGAAGCGUUCCAAGCUUGGUUGAAGGAGUUCAGUGAAACCAUCAUAAGUUCGUGGAUUGGACAGCAAAUGGAAUUUCACGCGAUUUUGGCAGAUGUGACAAUGCAAGAAUCUAAUCUUGAAAAUUUCGCACAGCUUAUCGCUCUAUUGCAAGCGUGGCAGGUCCCAACAGCGAGAUGAUUAUUAAAUAUGUUGAUAACUAGAAUAUGAUACUUUUGGAAGAGUAAUAAACGACAAUGAGCAAUCUAUAAAUUGAGCUGAAAA
Armigeres subalbatus is the source of this 2775-nucleotide messenger RNA. RefSeq names its product aminopeptidase N-like. Gene Ontology annotation, cellular component: cytoplasm. The record is from RefSeq and is a predicted model, not a curated record. NCBI's taxonomy places the organism in Eukaryota, Metazoa, Arthropoda, Insecta, Diptera, Culicidae. Gene Ontology annotation, molecular function: metalloaminopeptidase activity; peptide binding; zinc ion binding. Gene Ontology annotation, biological process: proteolysis; peptide catabolic process.